Messenger RNA from Octopus bimaculoides (California two-spot octopus), 2421 nucleotides. Its product is annotated as protocadherin beta-2. Gene Ontology annotation, molecular function: calcium ion binding. The record is from RefSeq and is a predicted model, not a curated record. Gene Ontology annotation, cellular component: plasma membrane. Gene Ontology annotation, biological process: homophilic cell-cell adhesion. Lineage: Eukaryota; Metazoa; Mollusca; Cephalopoda; Octopoda; Octopodidae.
AACAGAGAUCUUCACUACAGAACCAUGCCGAUGGAAAGAUUAAGAGAAAAUCAACAGAUGUUUGUUCCAAGAGAAGAAAGUAUGUCUCCAGGUUUCAGAGAACUAAAUAGUGCUGACCAAUUCACUGAGAUGUCAACAUUGUCAUCUCUCACUGAUAGUGGUCAUGGCUGGAGUAUCGGCAGUGCUGGGCACUAUGAGGAACUGCCAGAUUUGUGUCGUUAUCAAAGUGAUCACACAUGGAAUAGAAGAAAUCAACUUCCAUACACAAUCAACAGAUCAAGGGGAAAUAACAAUAAUGGACAUCCUUAUCCAAACGUUGACAAUAAUACUUUUUGCAAUCAUGACCAAACACCCUUGACUGUAACUGGUAACACAUCUGACAUAACUGGACAAUCAUUUUCAGAACCAAUGACAAGUGCCUUUAUUUCAUACUCUAAGCCACCUCUAACAGCCGUACCAAAAGUAGCAACACUACCAAAGGUACCUUCAUUAGCUCAGGUACCUCCAUUAUCUACACCACAAAACUAAUGCUAAAGUACUUAGAAACAGAUGGCUCACAAAUGUAGAACUAAGUACACCGAGUGACUAAAUACUUGGUAGUAUUUUAUGUUUGUUUGAGUACUAAGUUCAAAUUAUAUCCCACCAGAGAUGACCUUACCAAUCAUUUGCCAGGGUCUUCUUCACUUUUUUGCAUGAUUUAAGCUAUCUUAUUAAUAACUAUAUCAAAAAUAACUUUAAUUUAUAUAACAGUUUGUAUAUUACAAUGAAUAUUUUGAAUGAAAGUAUAAAAAAAAAAAUAAUCAUAAUGUAUUUCAAUAAUGCUUGGUCAAGAAAUACUUCAGAGUAUGUCAACUGAAAUUAUAUAACACCAUCAUAACAUUUCUUAAUGUUAUAAACCUUAAAUGAAUGGGUAAUCAAAUUAGAUGUUUUUCUUCAUUUUUGGUGUUUAAUUGAAGUAAAUUCAUUCACACCAAGGAAUAAUGGAAAGAAAAUAUUUGAGGUGAGUGGUAGAAUUAGGAGUGAAAUAUUCUUCCACAGUACCAGUUGAUAUCUACCAGAAUUUGCUUUGGGGAACUUAUAACCAUUAGUGUUAUGAAACUUAUCAGGAUAUAUAUACUUAAGCUCUCUGGAUAUAUAUAUAUAUAUAUAUAUAUAUAUAUAUAUAUAUAUAUAUAUAUAUAGUGAAGCCAUACAAGAAUACACAACACAACUAUCCAUUAUGCUUUCUAGGCAUUUUAUAAAAACUGUUGAAAAUAGGGUAAUUUCAAUCCUUGGCCUAUCAUAAAUAGAUCCAUUUUCAUUUGUUUCCAUGAAAAGCAAUGAUAUUUCCCCAAUGUAAAAUUGUUUUUUAUAUGUUAUAAAAAUAUACAAAAUACAUCAGUGUGUUUCUAAUUUGUCAGCAAUAGUUUACCAUUUUCAAAAAUAUAAAAAAUAUUUAUUAUUGAUUAGUUAAAGGAACUGGGAGUUUCCAAAAGAGGAAGUAAAAAGAUAAUUAACUAUAUGACAUAGAAAUGUAUCAGAAAUUAAUUCUGAUCUUUUAAUGAAUAUUUAUAUAAAGUUCAAAUGUGGAAACUCCACAGACUUAUUUCCAUUUCAAAAGUAUUAGUUCUCUAAUAGAAAUGCUAAUAUGAGUAACCCAUAUUCUAAUGAUUAUUCAAUGCAAUUAUUUGGAACCAUAAUUUAGUAUUUUCAAAUGAGUUCAACAAUUUUAUAAUGAAAUUAACUCCUUGAAAUAUUAUUUAAUAACAUUUUCUAAGAAAUGUAUCAAGAAGAUAAUUUUGUAAAGCCAAAGGGGAAUCUAAGAUUAAAAACUUUUGCAACUUUGACUGAAGUAAGAAAAUAACUUUUAUACAUUGAAAUUAAAAUAUAAUAUAUUUUUAAUAUACUUUAAUUUUAUAUUUCAUUGCUUUAAAUAUUAAUAAUAUUUCCACCCAUUUAGUUGGGUAACUUCUUGUUGCACACAUGUAUAUGCGUGUAUCUGUAUAUAAGUGUGUCUAAGUUAAAUAGUCUGUGAGUCAGCCCAUCAUUUACUGCAAGAACUGGAGACUGUAUUUCCGUUUCCUUGCAUUGGAAUAAUAGACUGUUUGUCAUUGGCUACAACACACAUUACACACUACACAACCAACUUCAUAGAACUACAUAAAACUAGCACAUACCAAGCUACUCAACCUCUACUACUGCAGCUUUGUGCUAUCUGAACACUGGAACAGUAUAAAGAACUGACAACGGUGGUUAGAAAAUGUUUCCAUUGAAAUUGUUGGUUUUGCUGUUGAUGGCUGAAAGCUGCUGGUGUGUGGAUCAUAUCUACCGUGUGAAAGAGAACAAUAAUAUACACAGCUAUAUUGGAGAUAUUGUCACUGAUACACACUUACUGAGUAAUAUGCAGUCACAGGACAAACUGACAUUUAAAAUACUCCAGGG